Messenger RNA from Durusdinium trenchii, 821 nucleotides. NCBI's taxonomy places the organism in Eukaryota, Dinophyceae, Suessiales, Symbiodiniaceae. The record is from the annotation of a GenBank genome assembly.
AUGGCCCGCUCUAUGAGCUUUCUCCCUGUGGUGCUGCUGGCGCUGGGCGCCUGGAUGUUGAGCUCCUUGAUGCCGAGCCAAAGCGGCUUUGUGAACUCGGCCACCCCCAGGGCUGGCAGCAAGAUGGCCAUGCGGGGCUUCAAGGACGACUUCUAUGCCUGGAAGGACACCUUGAGCAAGGAUGAUCAGGAGAUGCUGAGCGAGUUGGCCAAGGUGCCAGCGGUCAUCGAAGGCGAGUUCAAACACAACUGGGGCACUGCGGAGACGCUCUACAAGUCAGAGGCCAUUGAUUCCUUUGGCAGCAAGUACUUGUUGGGCAUUUUUGAGAAGGAGGAAGAUGCUAAGAAAGCCUUCGAUGUGUGGAACAAGGAGUACGAGCAGGCUAAAUUUCCUGGAAUCCAAAGGUCUUUGAGAACAGGUGGAUCAAUCUUGAUGAAGCCAAUUGGAGGCAGGCAAAGAUGUGAAAGAGAACCUGAAGAGCUGGGCCAAGGGCCAAGAGGCUGAGCUGGCAGAGGAGCAGGAUUCUGUGGAUCGCAUCCGAAAGGCCCUCGAGGAAGCACAGCGCUGAGCCGCUGAGCUAUGGAAAAGAGAUGAAAGAGCAUCUCUAGAGCCAAAGAAAUGGGCCUCGAAGGUGAACCAAUAGUCUCGAUAUCCAUGGAUGCUUGGGUCAUCUUGGGUCUCAUGACCCCAAUGAGGAAUAAUAAUAGUAUGGUCUUAUGACCUGUUGCAGGUUGGGAUUUGCCUCGCAACUCCCAGAUUUUUUCACGCCUUCUCCUAUUCCUGCCACGGGGCAGGCCUUUGGUCUUGCAAAAGCUGGGAAA